GGAAAGUACUCUGCCGGACAAUCGGAACAUGGAGUGGGAGAGUGAUGAGAGAGAGCUAAAGGCUGCCGGAGCUGAGCCUCUACCGGACGGACGGAGUGGACUCCGUAUUCACGGCUGGGAGAUUGAGUCUCGGAAGCGUUCCAUUCUCACUUCUCUUCAGCUUCAACAAUGGGAAGAAGAACUUCAGACCUCUCACUUGCCAGAGAUGGUAUUUGGGGACAAUUCUUUGGUGCUUAAACAUGUGAAUACUGGCACAAAAAUUCACUUUAAUGCAUUAGAUGCUCUAGUUGGUUGGAAGCACGAGGCAUUACCACCUGUUGAAGUUCCAGCAGCUGCAAAAUGGAAAUUCAGAAGUAAACCUUUGCAACAGGUGGUGCUUGACUAUGACUAUACAUUCACCACACCUUACAAUGGAAGUGAAACUGUCGAAAGGAAUGCCGAGUGUGUAAGAGGGUUAUCGAAUGAAAGCAGCUGUAGUCUUCAUUGGGAGGAUUGCAUUGACAAAAUUGAUUUGGUUGCACUGGCAUCAAAAGAACCUAUUCUCUUUUAUGAUGAGAUCAUCUUAUAUGAGGAUGAACUUGCUGAUAAUGGAAUCUCACUAUUAACCGUGAAAGUGAGGGUCAUGCCAAGUGGUUGGUUCUUAUUGUUGCGUUUCUGGCUUAGAGUUGAUGGAGUGCUUAUGAGGCUAAGAGACACCCGUUUACAUUGUUUAUUUGAGAGGCAUAUGAAAUCAGUUAUUCUUCGAGAAAGCUGCUGGAGAGAAGCCACAUUUCAAGCCUUGUCUUCUAAAGGAUAUCCUUCUGAUUGUGCUGCGUAUAGUGAUCCAAGCAUUAUUAGUGAAAGGCUGCCCAUCAUAAUGCAGAAGGCUCAAAAGCUCAGUAUCGAAAAACCAUGUAAGCACUAGGUGUGCACAACAUUGUUGUAUCUGAUCCUUCUUUCUAUGUUCCUCCCAUUUGUGGAAUUUAGUCAAUAAUAAUUGAUCUUUAAGGAAGUUAUGGAAUUAUUUGAUUUUCUGACUUCUGAUUUUUUCUUCUUCUGA
Molecule: messenger RNA, 1039 nt
Organism: Solanum verrucosum
Lineage: Eukaryota; Viridiplantae; Streptophyta; Magnoliopsida; Solanales; Solanaceae
Product: TIP41-like protein
Exons: 8
Coding region: 29-904 (291 amino acids)
Biological process (GO): TOR signaling
Cellular component (GO): cytosol
Source: RefSeq, a predicted model, not a curated record